Molecule: messenger RNA, 1314 nt
Organism: Abrus precatorius (Indian licorice)
Lineage: Eukaryota; Viridiplantae; Streptophyta; Magnoliopsida; Fabales; Fabaceae
Product: protein DOWNY MILDEW RESISTANCE 6
Exons: 5
Coding region: 103-1119 (338 amino acids)
Source: RefSeq, a predicted model, not a curated record
CACUCCUCGCUUCCCUACUUCCAAAGUAUUGUAUUUUCACCCAUUUUUUUCUAUUUUCUCUUUUCUAUUUUCACCCCUUAGCUUUAAGGACUUGAUACACUAAUGGACACAAAGGUUCUCUCUUCCGGAACCCAGUACUCAAAUUUGCCAGAGAGUUAUAUCCGACCCGAAUCCGAACGACCUCGUCUUUCUGAAGUGUUGGAGUGUGUAGAUGUUCCUAUCAUCGAUUUGGGUUCUCAAAACAGAACCCAGAUUGUACACCAAAUCGGUGAAGCCUGUAGGCUCUAUGGCUUUUUCCAGGUGAUUAAUCACGGGGUGUCACUAGAAGCAGUGAAGGAAAUGGCAGAGGUGGCAUAUGAGUUCUUCAGGUUGCCGGUGGAGGAGAAGUUGAAGUUGUACUCAGAAGACCCGUCAAAGACAAUGAGACUAUCAACUAGUUUUAAUGUGAACAAAGAAACGGUGCAUAACUGGAGAGAUUAUCUUAGGCUUCAUUGCUAUCCUUUGGAGAAGUAUGUGUCUGAAUGGCCAUGUAAUCCACCAUCCUUCAAGGAAACUGUGACACAAUACUGCAAAGAAGUUCGGGAAUUGGGAUUGAGAAUACAAGAAUAUAUAUCAGAGAGUUUGGGUCUAGAAAAAGAUUACAUAAAGGAUGUUUUGGGGGAACAAGGGCAGCACAUGGCAGUGAACUAUUAUCCACCAUGCCCAGAACCAGAACUUACCUAUGGAUUGCCAGGGCACACAGACCCAAAUGCACUUACAAUUUUGCUCCAAGAUUUGCAUGUUUCUGGCCUUCAAGUUCUCAAAGAUGGCAAAUGGCUUGCCGUUCGUCCACAACCUGAUGCCUUUGUUAUUAACAUAGGCGAUCAAGUGCAGGCUUUGAGUAAUGGCCUUUAUAGAAGUGUCUGGCACCGGGCUGUUGUAAAUGCUGAGAAGCCCAGACUUUCUGUGGCUUCAUUUCUUUGCCCAAAUGAUGAGGCAUUGAUAAGCCCUGCGAAACCACUCACAGAAGAUGAAUCUGGAGCCAUUUAUCGAGGAUUUACAUAUGCAGAAUACUACAAGAAGUUCUGGAGUAGGAACCUAGACCAAGAACACUGUUUGGAACUUUUCAAGAACAAGUAGCCUUUAAGUUGUGAUUGGCAAGAACCAAAAUAAUGGUAAUAAUUAAAGAAGGGAGGGAUUAGACAAUAAGAAUGUCUUAUAUAUUGUCUUUAAUCCCUCCCUUCCUGUAUCCUAUAUACUCACUCCUUGAAGCUCAGUGUUGUUGUCAAUUCUCUUUUUCUUUUUCUGUUUUAUUGUUAGUGCAUUUUCUUGUUU